This is a messenger RNA of Cyprinodon tularosa, 7716 nucleotides long. It is a transcript of the gene plxnb3, whose product is annotated as plexin B3. The coding region runs from base 339 to 6014 and encodes 1891 amino acids. The record is from RefSeq and is a predicted model, not a curated record. The transcript is spliced from 39 exons. Gene Ontology annotation, cellular component: semaphorin receptor complex. Gene Ontology annotation, biological process: regulation of GTPase activity; regulation of cell shape; negative regulation of cell migration. Gene Ontology annotation, molecular function: protein binding; semaphorin receptor activity. NCBI's taxonomy places the organism in Eukaryota, Metazoa, Chordata, Actinopteri, Cyprinodontiformes, Cyprinodontidae.
AAGGGAAGGUUGAAGGUUUGGCUGAAUGGACCUGGUUCUGUCCCGGUUCUAUCAGACCAGAGUUGAAUUUGUCAGAAAAUCCGAACCUUAAGGGGUCCAGAACUAGACCCUCCCUCAGAGUUCGGGUUCCGGAGCCCACGGGCCGCUCGGUACCUGUUGUUGGGUGAGGAGGAGCGUGUUCGGGUGGCCCGGCCGGCUGCGUGGGGCGGGGUCUCAGUCAGACCUGUUGUCCCUCCUGGACUCUGCUGGUUCUCUGGAUCCACCGAACUUCUCUCUGGAUAUUUGGACCCUGAAAGACCCAGAACCAGACCUCUUCGUCCAGGUAAAGAGGAGCUGCCAUGUUGGCCUCCUCCAUCUCCUCAUCAGUCCUCCUCCUCCUCCUCCUCCUCCCUCCCUCCCACUCUGCAGACGACUCCGUCCAGCGGGUCCAGCUGGAUGGCUCCCCCCUCUCUCACCUGCUGCUGGACCCGGGGGCGGGGCGUCUGUAUGUGGGCGGAGUCGACCACCUGUAUCAGCUGACGCCUGACCUGGAGGUGGUGUCGGAGGUUAGGACCGGCCCUGAGCUGGACUCCCCGGACUGCCUCCCCCCGAUCAAUCAUCACGACUGCUCCUCAGCCACGCCCACUCAUAACCACAACAAGCUGCUGCUAAUGGAGCCGGGGCAGGGGGCGGAGCCAGGGAGCCUGAUCGUCUGUGGCUCCCUGUUCCAGGGGAUCUGUGAGAAGCGGAGUCUGUCCAACGUCUCUCAGCUCAUCUACCGGACCUCCAACCCCGUCGACACUCAGUACGUGGCGGCCAAUGACCCCCGAGUCUCUACGGUCGGCGUGGUGAUAACCGUCCAGAACAAACAGGAAGGGGCUGCGGCCGGCGGCGAGCUGCAUCUCAUGCUUGUCGGUAGAGGCUACACCAGCAGGGGUCCCGGGGACAUCCCACCAAUCACCACCCGCCGCCUGCACCCGGUGACUCCGCCCCGCAGAGCCUUCUCCCAGGAGGAGGAGCUUGGAAAACUGGUGGUGGGAAGUUACUCCGAGUACAGCAACCACUUUGUGAAGGCGAUCGUCCACGACGAUCACGUCUACUUCUUGUUCUCCCGACGGGACAUGCGACAUAAGAAGGAGUACCGCACGUACGCCUCGCGGCUCUGCACCUCCGACCGCAGCUUCUACUCCUACGUGGAGGUGCCGCUGCUCUGCCGCGAGGGAUACAACCUGGCCCAGGGGGCGUGGCUCGGAAACGUCUCUGGUAGACCAGCGCUGUUUGUUGCCAUGGCAGCAGGGCAGGCGUCCACGCCUGUAGCGACGAGCCGCUCUGCGCUCUGUAUCUAUGGGAUGACGGAGCUGGACGCCAUGAUGCGGCGAGCGCAGGAAGUGUGUUACACGAAGGAGGGGCGAGACGACGGAGGGCAUGAAGUGGCGUACAUCGAGUACUACGUGUCGUCGAAGUGUCUGAAGCUGCCGAAGGACUCUCUGUCUGAGUACCCCUGUGGGGGGGAACACACCCCCAACCCCAUCGCCAGCGCCGUGCCCCUUGGAGUUCCGCCCACCGUCACCCUGGAGACCCAGCUGACUUCUGUUACCACAGCAACGGAGGCUGGACUCACCAUCGCCUUCCUCGGAGAUCGAGAGGGACGUCUGCACAAGGUGUUGGUGCGCUCUGAUUGGUCUGGUGAACUCUACGGCAGCCUGUUGGUGGACGAGGGCGGAGCCAUAGGUGCUGACCUCCUAUUGGACGAGAGCCAGCAGCAUCUUUAUGUUUUGACCGAGGAGCGGGUGUCAAAGGUUCCCGUUUCGUCCUGUGAGAGACAGACGGACUGCCAGUCCUGUCUGUCCAUCAGAGACCCUUACUGUGGCUGGUGUGUCCUGGAGGGAAGGUGUUCCCGUAAACAUGAGUGUGAGCGUCACCUGCUGGCCAACCAUUGGCUUUGGAGCUUUGAACAGACCAAUCAGUGCGUCACAGUGCAGAGCCUGCAGCCGGCCAAUCAGAGCAGAGAGGAGCAGACUCAGGUAACGCUGUCCGUCAUCCAGCUGCCUGAACUCCGGGGGGAGGAGUCUCUCUCCUGUGUCUUUGGGAAUCUCCCCCCUCACCCAGCCGUCGUCAUGGGAACAACUCUUACCUGUCAGUCACCUGCACAGAAGCUCCUCCCACCAUUGCCAGCAGGAAGUGAUCACAGGAUCCUACCCGUGUCUCUGAUGUUCGGUCACGUGACCAUCACCACGGGAAACAUGACCUUCUACGAUUGUGGAGCCGUAAGCCGACUGAACCAGAGUUCUCAGUGUCUAGCCUGUGUCAGCUCCUCCUGGAGCUGUAACUGGUGUCCUCUGGAUCAGCUGUGCACUCACACCUAUAGCUGCCCCAGCAAGAACCUGAUCCAGAACCAGAAGGACUCUCCUGGUCCCAGCUCCUGCCCUCUGGUCUUCUCACUUAGAACUUCUGCUCUAGUGCCAAUGGGCUUUAACACCACUGUUGUGUUGGAGGGUCGGAACCUAGAUGUCUUCAUGGACGAAGCUCCGUAUGUGUGUGUUGUUGAAGUUGAGGACGUGCAGUUUAACCUGACAGCUGCUGUGCAGAAAACAGAGGACGGCACCAACAUCUUCACCUGCAGCUCCCAGCAGUUUCAGUUUGGCCUCAGUCAGCUGCAGUACUCUGCUGCCAUCUACCUGCGCAGAGGACAGAGACGCAUCGACGCAUCACCUGGACUCAGACUCCAUCUGUACGACUGCUCAGCCGGCCAAUCAGAUUGCUCGCAGUGCAAGGCAGUGCCUAAGGAAUACGGCUGUGUUUGGUGUCCAGGAAGUCCCGCCCCAUGCUGUGUGUACAGCCAAUCAUGCUCUAGCUCACCCUCAGACACCUGUCCCUCUCCUCAGAUCACACAGGUGUUCCCUGUGUCCGGGCCUUUGGAGGGUGGAAUCCUGGUGACAAUCACAGGGUCCAACCUGGGCACCCGGUAUCAGGAUGUGUUGGGCGGAGUUAAGGUGGCAGACAUCCCGUGUUUGGCACAACCCGGAGGAUACCGGAUCUCCACCAGGGUUGUGUGUGAGCUGCAGCGCAGUGGGAAGAAUAGGGUCGGGCCUGUUCAGGUUACCGUGGGAACAACUUCACCCGGCCGGUCGGCGCAGAUGUUCACCUAUCAGGACCCUCAGCUCACCAGUCUGGUUCCAGAUAAAGGUCCAGUUUCUGGAGGAACCAAGCUGACCAUCAAGGGACGACAGCUGAUGACAGGACAGAAGUCAGACCUGACCGCUUUUCUGGGUCAACAGCCUUGUUACAUUUUGAAUGAGGUGACUGAUUCCCAUUUUGUGUGCAAGACCGGUUCCAGUAAUCAGACUGGUGCAGUUCCAGUUCAGGUUUUCUUCGGUAAGGCUGAGCGGACUGGUCCCGACCUUACCUUCCGUUACCUGGACGACCCGGUCAUUACCAAGGCUACACCUGCAGAGAGCUUCUAUGCAGGGGGGCGUGUCAUUAAGGUGACAGGCAGGAACCUGGACGUGGUGCAGGAACCAGCCAUAUCAGUGUGGGUGGAGCCUCUGGAGGUUCAGAGGGUUAAGCGAAGAAGACGAUUUGCUCUCUUGACCGCCAAGCAGCAACUGGUUUUUAAUGGCACCAUGGCAACGGUGACUGAGCGCUGCUCGGUCCUGUCCUCCUCAGAGAUCACAUGCAGGACGCCGGCAGUGAGCCCAGAGUUCAGAGUGAAAGGGGUCUGGUUUCAGCUGGACAACGUCAGGGUCCACUUCAACAGCAUUGAGGGUAAGACAUUCAGAUAUCUUCCGAACCCUCAACUCUUCCCUCUGAACCGAGAGGCUCCGGAUGCUCCGUACCGCUUCAAACCUGGUGGAGUGAUCGCCGUAGAGGGUCAGGACCUGACCAAAGCUAUGACCAAGGAUGAAGUCCAGGCUCGCCUUGGAGAACAAGGCUGUGAGGUGAAAACUCUGGACAGGACUCACCUGUACUGCGAACCGCCUGAGACUCAGCCUCUGAGCGUGGACGGCAGCAACGAGCUUCCCAGUCUGAAGGUGUUUAUGGGGAACCUGAAGGUGGACCUGGGACUGGUUCAGUACGACAGUGACUCGUUACUAUCCCCCAUCCCAUUGGCUGCUCAAAUCGGUCUUGGCGCUGGAGCUGCUGUCAUCAUUCUGUCGGUGCUGGUUGUCAUUCUUAUGUACAGGAGGAAAAGUAAACAGGCACUCAGAGAUUAUAAGAAAGUUCUGCUGCAGCUGGAAACUCUGGAGAUCAAUGUGGGAGACCAAUGCCGUAAAGAGUUCACAGACCUCAUGACGGAAAUGAUGGAUCUUAGCAGUGAUGUGGGAGGACCUGGUCUCCCUCUGCUGGACUACAAGACGUAUGCAGAUAGGAUCUUUUUUCCUGGACAGCAGACGGCGCUGCUGAGCCACCAACUGGACCUGCCGGAGUCCAGAAGACAGACUGUAGAGCAGGGCCUUCAGCAGCUCAACAACCUGCUCAACAACAGACUCUUCCUUACCAGGUUCAUUCACACCCUGGAAGCCCAGCAGGGGUUCUCUCAGAGGGACCGCGGCUACGUGGCCAGUCUGCUCACCAUAGCUCUCCAUGAUAAGCUGGAGUACUUCACUGAAGUCAUGAAGACUUUGCUGCAGGACCUGGUGCAGCAGUAUGUGGCCAAAAAUCCCAAACUCAUGCUGCGCCGGACAGAGACAGUUGUUGAGAAGAUGUUGACCAACUGGAUGUCCAUCUGUCUCUAUUCCUUCCUGAAGGAGGUGGCAGGGGAGCCUCUCUACAUGCUCUAUAGAGCUAUAAAGUAUCAGGUGGACAAGGGGCCGGUGGAUGCUGUGACUGGAAAGGCCAAACGGACCCUUAAUGACAGCCACCUACUGCGGGAGGACAUCGAUUACUCUGCCAUGACUCUGAACGUCCUGGUGAAGAACGGAGUUGAGGUCCAGCCAUGUCCUGUUAAAGUACUUGAUACCGACACCAUCACACAGGUAAAAGAUAAAAUCCUGGAUCAGGUCUACAGAGGAGCUCCGUUCUCUCAGCGACCAGCAGCUGACAGUCUGGACCUGGAGUGGCGUUCUGGUCAGGCCGGCCACCUGACUCUUUCUGAUGAUGAUGUCACAGCAGUUGUUCAUGGUCGCUGGAAACGGCUCAACACGCUGCAGCACUACAAGGUUCCGGUUGGAGCCACAGUCGCUCUGAUCCCUCGAUUUCACAGUUCAGGAAUCAACCAGGUGUUUCAGACCGGAGAAAAGGCACCAAUGCUGGAGGGCGAGGAAGAGGAGGGUCUGCGUCUGUGGCACCUGGUGAAGAGCAGCGAAGAUCCAGAAAUGCCAAAGCACCGGAAGAGCAGCAUGAGGGAACGGGAGAGAGCCAAGGCCAUUCCUGAGAUCUAUCUGACCAGACUGCUGUCCAUGAAGGGGACACUGCAGAAGUUUGUGGACGACGUCUUUGUGGCCAUCCUUAGCACUAAGCGUCCUCCACCCAUUGCUGUCAGGUUUUUCUUUGAUUUUCUUGACGACAUGGCUGAGAAGCAUGCAAUAGACGAUCCAGAGACUGUCCACAUCUGGAAGACAAACAGUCUCCCUCUAAGGUUUUGGGUCAACAUUCUGAAGAACCCACAGUUUGUUCUGGAUGUCCAAGUAACUGACAGCAUCGACGCCGUGCUCUCUGUGAUCGCUCAGACCUUCAUCGACUCAUGCACCACCUCGGAACAUAAAGUGGGACGGGACUCUCCAGUCAACAAGCUGCUCUAUGCCAGAGAAAUACCUCGGUACAAACAACUGGUGGAGAGGUACUACAGUGAUAUCCACAGCGCCGCAUCAGGAUGCUAUCAGGAGAUGAACUCUACUCUGACUGAACUUUCCGGGAGCUUUGCCUCAGAGAUGAACAGCCUUGUUGCUCUUCAUGAACUUUACAAAUACAUCAACAAAUACUAUGACCAGAUCAUCAUGUCCCUGGAGGAAGACACCUCUGGUCAGAAGAUGCAGUUGGCCUAUCGGCUGCAGCAGGUCGCCGCCCUGGUGGAGAAUAAAGUCACCGACCUCUGACCUGUGAGUGCUGAUGAAGAGGAUGAGGAGACGGGGGCCAAAGCAGUGAAGCUGAUUGGACACCCCUGUCUGUCUUUGUGUGAGGGACAUCCAGUCUUUUUAUAAUGGGUCUUCCGGUUCCCCUGCACGGCAGCAGCUGCCAACUGACAUCCCGACUAACGACAAUCCAACCAACCAGAUCAGGGAACAUCGUCGUCACCUUCUGCCUUGCACUACGAUUCCCAGUGUUCUCUGUUGUCUGAGUAAAAAAAAAGCACAACUUAAGUAUUUUCUUCUGUAUCUAAAGUGAUGAUUGACCUGCUGUUUUAUAUGUUUUUCUACUGAAGCCAGCAGAUCGGACUCCAAACGGCGCAUCAUUCCCAGGCGCUUCUGGAAGUUUACUGAACGCAAUAACAGAAUCUGAAUCAGGGCGUUUUCACCAUGUUUCAGUGUGACUCCACUUUCCAACUGCUUGACGGCGUAUUGCUCAGAAAGCUCGGGACUCCUGACCCGAAACAACACAACCUCCAGUUUGUUCCAGUAGUGCAUCUAAUCCAGCAUAAAGUCUGAAACUAACACGUCUACUAACGAACUAGUGAUGUUGGUUUAGUUUAUAAUCCAGAUUAACACAGCUGGCACAACAGAACCAGACCCAAUCAAUUGGGUCCAUUUCCAACAUCACUGGAUCUUACAGGACAGGAAGAGAUGUGUUUUUUAGAUAAUGUGUGAGAAAGGAAACUCUGAUAUUCCCAUACUCCGCACUGCGUGUGUGGUUUCAGUUUGGUCAUGUGACCCGUACCAGGAAGUGGAGUCGCAGCUGGCGUGUUUCCAAAGCGUAGAGGCUCUGGAAUAAUCGAACCGAUCAGAAACGAGAAACAAUCAGAGAUCCGUGUGAGUAUUACUAACUUAUUGUUUGUACAGACUAUUUAUAUUUAUUUAUCCCAGCUGUGCCUUCGCUCUGCAGCUAGGGGGCAGCCUAAUAUGUCCCAGUGCAUGAUGGGAAGAUGAUUUGAACAGUUCAGGCCAACUCACCUGUGUCCUUCAGCAGGAAAUCAGCCCAGGUCUGGUUCUUACUGGUUUUCACUGGUUUGUCCGGGUUCUGUCAGAGUCCUCUGGACCCUGUUGGAUCCUGGAGGCCAUCAGAUCCUCCUGAGGAACCCUAACCCUGGACUCUUCUGUUGGGUCAUCAUGGAGGGGGGUCGAUAAACAGAACCAAUCAGAUGGAUUCUGAUGGAUUCCCGGUUAUAGAACUGGACCGGAGUUCUGAACUCGGUUUUCUUUUUCUGCUGCUGAUUAAAUUUCUUCUUCAACUUUUGAUGUUUGUGUUUUUUGGGCCUGUGUUCGACCCGUAGUCGUAGUUCUUUGCUCAAAGUAGCUUCUGCAUGAUGACGAUGAUGAUGAUGAUGAUGAUGGUGCUUCUUCUUUUUCUGAACCUUCAAUGUUUACUUUUUAAGAAAAGGGGCGGGGCUCUCAUGACCUAAUGAGUGCAUGAAAUAAUGCUGAGCUCUGAUUGGUGGAGCUGUUUUCUACUGAAUACAUUCAUGGGGGGGGUGGGGGUGUAUGGUUACAGUGAGCUUACUGUGUGUAAAUGUGCCUGUAAAUAUCUGUGAGGAAGACCAUGAUGAAGAUGAGUCCGUCUCAGAUUUAAAAUGUGCUUUUAUUGUGAAGGGCCACGGAUCAAACAGUUUGUAUCAUAAAAAUAAAGCUCUUAUUUUUAACCUUG